AUGAGCGUGGGCUGCCCAGAGCCCGAGCCGCCCCGCUCCCUGCCCUGCUGUGGGCCUGGGACGGCCCUUGGGCUGGGGGCAGGCGUGCCCCUCCUCACUGAAGACAUGCAGGCCCUGACCCUCCGCACACUGGCUGCUAGCGAUGUCACCAAGCACUACGAACUGGUGCGGGAGCUGGGCAAAGGCACCUAUGGGAAGGUCGACCUGGUGGCCUACAAGGGCACAGGCACGAAAAUGGCGCUGAAAUUUGUGAACAAGAGCAAAACCAAGCUGAAGAACUUCCUGCGGGAGGUGAGCAUCACCAACAGCCUCUCCUCCAGCCCCUUCAUUAUCAAGGUCUUCGACGUGGUGUUUGAGACCGAGGACUGCUACGUCUUUGCCCAGGAGUAUGCGCCUGCUGGGGACCUGUUCGACAUCAUUCCUCCUCAGGUGGGGCUCCCGGAGGACACGGUGAAGCGCUGCGUGCAGCAGCUGGGCCUGGCGCUGGACUUCAUGCACGGGCGGCAGCUGGUGCACCGCGACAUCAAGCCCGAGAACGUGCUGCUGUUCGACCGCGAGUGCCGCCGCGUGAAGCUGGCCGACUUCGGCAUGACGCGCCGCGUGGGCUGCCGCGUGAAGCGGGUCAGCGGCACCAUCCCGUACACGGCGCCCGAGGUGUGCCAGGCGGGCCGCGCCGACGGGCUGGCCGUGGACACGGGCGUGGACGUGUGGGCCUUCGGCGUGCUCAUCUUCUGCGUGCUCACCGGCAACUUCCCGUGGGAGGCGGCCUCGGCCGCCGACGCCUUCUUCGAGGAGUUCGUGCGCUGGCAGCGCGGCCGCCUGCCGGGGCUGCCGUCGCAGUGGCGCCGCUUCACCGAGCCGGCGCUGCGCAUGUUCCAGCGGCUGCUGGCGCUCGAGCCCGAGCGGCGCGGCCCGGCCAAGGAGGUCUUCCGCUUCCUCAAGCACGAGCUCACGUCCGAGCUGCGGCGCCGGCCCUCGCACCGGGCCCGCAAGGCCCCGGGGGACCGCGCGCCCGCCGGGCCGCUGCGCCUCGAAGCGCCCGGGCCGCUCAAGCGCACGGUGCUGACCGAGAGCGGCAGCGGCUCCCGGCCCUCGCCCCCGGCUGUCGGGCCCGCGCCCGUGCCCGAGGCUGGGCUGGCGCCCCCGGGCCCGCCUGGCAGGACCGACGGCCGCCCGGACAAGAGCAAAGGGCAGGUGGUGCUGGCCACGGCCAUCGAGAUCUGCGUCUGA
This is a messenger RNA of Eptesicus fuscus (big brown bat), 1230 nucleotides long. RefSeq names its product SH3 domain binding kinase 1 (gene SBK1). Gene Ontology annotation, molecular function: ATP binding; protein serine/threonine kinase activity. Bases 1 to 1230 code for a protein of 409 amino acids. The transcript is spliced from 3 exons. NCBI's taxonomy places the organism in Eukaryota, Metazoa, Chordata, Mammalia, Chiroptera, Vespertilionidae. The record is from RefSeq and is a predicted model, not a curated record. Gene Ontology annotation, biological process: peptidyl-serine phosphorylation; peptidyl-threonine phosphorylation.